Thlaspi arvense is the source of this 669-nucleotide messenger RNA. The record is from the annotation of a GenBank genome assembly. Lineage: Eukaryota; Viridiplantae; Streptophyta; Magnoliopsida; Brassicales; Brassicaceae.
AUGGCUUCGUUGCUGGCUCGCAGGUCGUUCAGUGCUCUCCGUGCCCGACAUCUUGUUUUUUCAAGGGAAGCUUCACAGGGAUCUCAUCUCUGUGGCCUACAGUCCCGUGGUAUAUCCUAUGGGACCAAAAAAGAUGAUGAAGAAGCUGAGCAACUUGCUAAGGAGAUCUCCAAGGACUGGAGUACUGUCUUUGAACGGAGCAUGAACACGCUAUUUCUCACUGAAAUGGUCAGGGGGUUGUCGCUGACCCUCAAGUACUUCUUUGAUCCUAAAGUUACAAUCAAUUAUCCUUUUGAGAAGGGUCCAUUGAGCCCUCGCUUCCGUGGUGAACACGCUCUUCGGAGGUACCCAACUGGGGAAGAACGCUGCAUUGCCUGCAAACUCUGUGAAGCUGUAUGUCCAGCUCAAGCAAUUACAAUAGAGGCAGAGGAGCGGGAAGAUGGAAGCCGAAGAACCACUAGGUAUGAUAUCGACAUGACGAAGUGCAUCUACUGUGGUUUUUGCCAAGAAGCUUGCCCUGUUGAUGCAAUCGUCGAAGGACCCAACUUUGAGUUCGCUACGGAGACUCAUGAGGAACUUCUAUAUGACAAAGAGAAGCUUCUUGAGAAUGGAGAUCGGUGGGAGACAGAGAUUGCAGAGAAUCUGAGGUCGGAGAGCCUCUACCGCUGA